CUGUGGGGAAUGAUCUGGGAAGGGGUUUGGAGCAGAGGAUCCAUCUCUGACCCUCAAUCCGGGCAGGAAUGUUCUGGGAAGGGGUUUGGAGCAGAGGAUCCACCUCCAGCCCCUCAAUCCAGGCAGGAAUGAUCUGGGAAGGGGAAUGGAGCAGAGGAUCCACCUCCAGCCCCUCAAUCCAGGCAGGAAUGUUCUGGGAAUGGUUUUGGAGCAGAGGAUCCACCUCCAGCCCCUCCCCAUCCAGCCCCCGGCCGAUCCCAACUUCCCGCCAUUCCCACUCCUCCUCCGGCUCCUUCCCGGGGUUUUUUCCCUUCUCCAAUGACUCCCACCCACCACUAAUUAACUCUCCAUCCCCAGCACUAAUUAAUUUUCCCUCCCAAGAGCACAAAGGGGGAAAGAACCCGGGCUGGAUUUUUGGGGAAUGCUGCCGGAUCCACCCGGAUUCCCGACGGAUUCCCGGCGGAUUCCCGGCGGAAUUCCCUGAUUCCCGGGCUCUUUUCCCAGGCCUGGCCUACAUCUGUGAGGGGCUGAAGGAGCAGAGGAAGGGGCUGCUCACCCUGGUGCUGUGGAACAACCAGCUCACCCACACCGGCAUGGCCUACCUGGGCAUGACCCUGCCCCACACGCAGA
Messenger RNA from Manacus vitellinus (golden-collared manakin), 630 nucleotides. RefSeq names its product protein phosphatase 1 regulatory subunit 37 (gene PPP1R37). The record is from RefSeq and is a predicted model, not a curated record. The annotation marks the transcript as partial. NCBI's taxonomy places the organism in Eukaryota, Metazoa, Chordata, Aves, Passeriformes, Pipridae. The transcript has 2 exons.